Protobothrops mucrosquamatus (brown spotted pit viper) is the source of this 1400-nucleotide messenger RNA. RefSeq names its product CLN5 intracellular trafficking protein (gene CLN5). The record is from RefSeq and is a predicted model, not a curated record. Gene Ontology annotation, molecular function: hydrolase activity, acting on glycosyl bonds. The transcript has 4 exons. Gene Ontology annotation, cellular component: lysosomal membrane; lysosome. Gene Ontology annotation, biological process: lysosome organization. The coding region runs from base 1 to 1017 and encodes 338 amino acids. Lineage: Eukaryota; Metazoa; Chordata; Lepidosauria; Squamata; Viperidae.
AUGGGGCAGCCGACCGUGCCCGGGUUGCUGCUGCUACUGCCGCUGUUGCUGCUGCUGCAGCCGCCCGCCAGCAGAGCCAAGAGCUGCGAGGGCCAGGGCCGCUGGCCGGUUCCUUACAGGCGCUUCGAUCGCCGUCCCCGGCCGGAUCCCUUUUGCCAGGCGCGCUACACCUUCUGCCCCAGCGGCUCUGCCCUUCCGGAGGUGCGGGAGACGGACGUCCUGGCCGUGUAUCGCUUGCAGGCUCCCGUCUGGGAGUUCAAGUACGGAGGGCUCCUGGGCCACCUGAAAAUCAUGCACGAUGCUGUGGGCUUCAGAAGCUCCCUGACUGGGAAGAACUACACAAUGGAAUGGUACGAGCUUUUCCAGCUUGGGAACUGCACCUUCCCACACCUGCGGCCUGAGGACCCCGCCCCUUUCUGGUGCAACCAGGGGGCGGCCUGUUUCUAUGAAGGGAUUGAUGACGCCCACUGGAAGGAGAAUGGCACCCUGGUCCAGGUGGCUACAAUUUCAGGAGCUAUAUUCAAUCAAAUGGCAAAAUGGGUGAAAUACGACAAUGAAACUGGCAUUUACUACGAGACCUGGACGGUCAAAAGCAGUCCAGAAAAAAAUUCCCGUGUCUGGUUUGAGGCGUAUGAAUGCUCCAAAUUUGUACUACGGACCUACCAGAAGCUGGCUGAGCUGGGGACCAUUUUCAAGAAGAUCCAAACAAAUUACACAACCAUUACUCUGUUCAGCGGAGAGCCUGUUUGCCUGGGCAAUGAGACAACUGUCUUCGGACCGUGGGGAAACAAAUCCUUGGCAUUAGCUAUUUGGAAUUUCUAUUUGCCCUUCAAACCUUACCAUUCAGUGAAGGAGUUCUUCCUUAAUCUAUUGAGGAUACUUGAGGAGGUGGUUCUGGAUCAUCGGUUUUACUUGUUUUAUAAUCUGGAAUACUGGUUUUUGCCCAUGAAAUAUCCCUAUAUGAAAAUAGCAUAUGAAGAAAUCCCGCUGCCUCACUCCAACGCUACCAAAUUAUGAUGUGUAAUUCUCGCCCGUUUUAACCCACUCUUGGUGGGCUGACUCCACCCAGAUGAGAUCUGCCUCGCCAAACUCUGGUUUUGUGCAGCAUAAGGAACAGGAUGGUUUUAAUUGGGUCUUUAAUUUACCUCUUGUUAUGGUCUGUUCCAGUGGAAUCAGGCUUUGGUGGAUGGCAAUGCAGUAGGAUCACAAGCUAAAGAGGGUCAGAAUUGUAGUCUAAUAGAUAAGUGGCUACAAUUGUGCUUUUCUUUUCCUUGAUGAAUGUCUUGAAUGGCAAAUGCUGGGAGUUCGUAGAAGGUUGGAUGGAUCCAAAACAAAGGUGCCUCGAAGCUGUUAGCAUUAGACAAAUUUGGCAGAUGAAAAGUAAGCCAGCACUGAUGAUG